AUGCGGAACACCCCCAAAGCCACUCGCAAGGCGGCCGAGAUUUAUUGCAAGCCAUUCUGCGACUUCAUGACGAAAAACCCUACCGUCUUUCAUGCUGUCGAUUCGCAGAAGAAAGAACUGAUCGACGCGGGCUAUGAGGCACUGGACGAGCGAAAGAAGUGGGACAUUGUGCCAGGUGGCAAGUACUUUGUCGAGCGUAAUGGCUCGUCGCUGCUUGCCUUCUCCGUUGGCGAGAAUUACAAGGCUGGGAAUGGAUGUGCAAUUAUCGCUGGACAUGUCGACGCAUUGACCGCGAAAUUGAAGCCAAUUUCCGAGGUCCCUAACAGGGCCGGCUAUGUGCAGCUCGGCGUUGCACCCUACGCUGGUGCAUUGAACUCCACCUGGUGGGAUCGAGAUUUGGGCAUCGCGGGGCGUGUGCUGCUCAAGGACGGCGACAAGAUCGUCACGAAGCUCGUGAAUCUGAACUGGCCCAUUGCACGGAUUCCGACGUUGGCACCGCAUUUUGGAGCAGCGGCAGCUGGGCCCUUCAACAAGGAGACACAGAUGGUGCCAAUCAUUGGCCUGGAGGGGACGGAGACCAGUGCCAUUGACCCGCAAAACGUGGAGCCCUUCAGCCAGCCUUCGAUUAUCGGCGGGGAAUGGGGUGGGCUGGGGCAUUUCGCCAACACCCAGCCUCGAGCGCUUGUAGAGGCGGUCCGAAAAGAGCUCGGCAUCGCCGGAAUGAAGGACGCACCGACUAUUGUGAACUGGGAGCUAGAGCUGUACGAUGUCCAGCCGGCAACUGUCGGCGGGCUUAACAAGGAGUUCAUCUACGCCGGACGCCUCGACGACAAACUGUGCUCCUGGGCAGCCAUGCAAGCCCUCCUCUCCGGCCGGCAAUGGAACGACGCGAAGUACAGCUCCGUCAUCAAGAUGGUAGGCUGGUUUGACGACGAAGAGAUCGGGUCGAAACUGCGCCAGGGCGCGGCCAGCAACUUCCUCCCCAGCACCAUCGAGCGCAUCGUCGGCUGCCUCGGCAAGGGCAAGACGGGCCCCAACCUCGUCGGCCGCACGUACGCCAACUCCUUCCUCGUCUCGUCCGACGUCACCCACGCAGUCAAUCCCAACUUCCUCGGCGCGUAUCUGGAAAACCACUCGCCGCACUUGAACGUCGGGCUGACUGUGUCCGCCUCCGCGUCAGGCAACAUGUCGACCGAUGCCGUUUCCACCGCCAUCUUCCAGCGCUGCAUCGAUGGGGUCGGCGGUAAGGUGCAGGUCUUCCAGAAUCGCAAUGACGGCGGUGGAGGUGGAACGAUUGGUCCGAUGUUGAGUAUGAUGACGGGUAUGCGUGCCAUUGAUGCGGGCAUCGUGCAGUUGUCGAUGCAUUCUAUCCGUGCGACGACGGGUAGUUUGGAUCCUGGUUUGGGCGUGAUUGGGUUCAUGGGGUUCUUGAAUCGCUUUGAGCAUGUGGACAAGGAGUUCCGUGGGGAUUGA
This is a messenger RNA of Neohortaea acidophila, 1473 nucleotides long. Its product is annotated as peptidase M18 aminopeptidase I. NCBI's taxonomy places the organism in Eukaryota, Fungi, Ascomycota, Dothideomycetes, Mycosphaerellales, Teratosphaeriaceae. Gene Ontology annotation, cellular component: fungal-type vacuole. Gene Ontology annotation, biological process: proteolysis. Gene Ontology annotation, molecular function: zinc ion binding; metalloaminopeptidase activity. Bases 1 to 1473 code for a protein of 490 amino acids. The transcript is spliced from 2 exons. The record is from RefSeq and is a predicted model, not a curated record.